AUGACUAAUGCCUUUGGAAAAGCGUUGCGGCACUGGGUUUCCCCGAGGUCCGGUCAACUGAACAGAGCUACUGUCUGGACUAGUGUGACGUACUUCCAAACUGAUUCAUUCGAGCAGAUUCAGACACUUGAAACGUGCUCCACGAGUGUGUUUUUCACUGAAGAGGAUUUAGAUUGUCAGCAUGGCAUCUCUCAACCUAUCGGCCAAUGGACCUUCGAUAUCGAAGAGUUAUCAGUCAGUGGUCGAUUAUGCAAUAACGGAUUCUGCAAAGAGUUCUUCAACAUUCGCCAAAUGGGUAUUGUUCUCUGUUUCAACGCCCCUGAGGGAGAGUUGGCUGAUCUCAUCGAUGAAUUCUCCGAGGGAAAAAUUCAAUUCGCUUUUGUCAAGGUCAUCGAUACUAACACAGGCCUGCCGAAAAGUGUCCUCAUUGCAUGGUGUGGGGAAGGUGUGCCCGAGCGGACAAAAGGAUACUUUACUAGCCACUUGUCCACGGUGUCAAAAUUCUUACAUGGAUACCACGUUCAGAUAACAGCUCGCUCAGAAGCCGACUUGACAGUGGAAGGUAUUAUUCAAAAAGUUGGCGAUGCAUCAGGUGCGAAAUAUACACAAGGACUCGAAAAACCGAACGCGUCUGUCCCAAAACCACCAGUAUCCAGCAAGCCGGUCUUUACUCCUCUCCGAACUGGAGGUAUCAAUGUGAACGCAGCCGCCGCCGCUCCACUGCCACUAAGAGCGAAGAAAAACGACGACGACGGAUGGGGCCCCGAUGCUCCUCCCGUUACUCGAACCAAUCUAGAGAAAGUCGAGCCGGCUUAUAAACCGACCCGGGUCAACAUACAGGAACUCAAAUCUGAGAAGCAGAACGAGCCAACCGUGAAUCCCAGUCUCACAACAGGCCACCAACCCGAUGGUGUCAUCAAGGGCGGAUAUCAGCCUAUCGGUAAAGUGGAUAUUGCUGCUAUCAGAAGGCAGGCGCGCGAGGCUGGCAACCUAACGGAUGACCGACCAGAGCCCGUCAAAGGCGCAUACCAACCAGUCGGCAAGGUCGAUAUUGCUGCGAUUCGUGCAAGGGCUCAAAAACCUGAUGAGACUGACACAAGUUCGAAGGGAAGUUCCGCCCGACCCGAUGGGUCUUCUGGCCCGACUACAGACCUGGAUUCCACUGAAUCAAGCCGCCUAACAUCCCUGCCUAAGCCUAAGGUCACCAAUAAGUUCGCUAGUAGCACAUCGUUUACCGGCACAAAGCCGCCCCUUCCCGGCGGCAAUGCGUUAAGUGCCACGCCUGUGCCUCCUAUAGGGAGCGCUAGUAGAACCUUUGCCGACCAAGGUGGUAAGACACCUGCGCAGCUCUGGGCAGAAAAAAAGGCGAAAGAGCGCAGCCAGGAACCUGCUGCUGCUGAAGAAUCAACCAAGCCUGCUGUUGCCAACAACGUUCAAAGCCAACUUAGUGGUGUCAGGGAGUGGAAGAGCUCUUACACUGGGAGAACCUGGGCCCCCGUCCAGACUACGCACACGGGAAAGUCUGUUGAAAAUAACCGCACUGAGGUUGCAGGCUCUUUUGCUACCGGGAUGCCUACUCCAGAGGCUAUUACGGCACAGCAAAGCGAGGCCACAAGCUCCGCAGCCACCUGUCCUGCAGACCCAAAUACCUGA
Aspergillus nidulans FGSC A4 is the source of this 1653-nucleotide messenger RNA. RefSeq lists its product as uncharacterized. NCBI's taxonomy places the organism in Eukaryota, Fungi, Ascomycota, Eurotiomycetes, Eurotiales, Aspergillaceae. Gene Ontology annotation, molecular function: actin binding. The record is from RefSeq and is a predicted model, not a curated record. Bases 1 to 1653 code for a protein of 550 amino acids. The transcript is spliced from 5 exons.